Mugil cephalus (flathead mullet) is the source of this 4441-nucleotide messenger RNA. RefSeq names its product junctophilin 1a (gene jph1a). The transcript has 7 exons. Bases 251 to 2332 code for a protein of 693 amino acids. The record is from RefSeq and is a predicted model, not a curated record. Lineage: Eukaryota; Metazoa; Chordata; Actinopteri; Mugiliformes; Mugilidae. Gene Ontology annotation, cellular component: junctional membrane complex; sarcoplasmic reticulum; plasma membrane.
GUGACGUCGCGAUUGGCCCGGUGCCUUUCUUCAGCAGGGUCUCGACGCCUCUCUCUCUCCCUCUGUGAUCAGUGGGUGAGAGGGGGGAGACGAGCAACACACAACGGAGAAUCCGGCGUGCGCCUCCGUCAUCAUCUUGUUGGCUCAUCCUUUCAUCACACCACCGGUCCUGGAUCCCCCAACCUCGGUCCCGGAGACGCCUGAGUCUGCAGCAGCGCAACGAUCGGCUUUAUUUCCAGCCUAUAUCUGAAUGACGGGCGGAAGGUUUGACUUCGACGACGGUGGCACUUACUGCGGGGGGUGGGAGGAUGGCAAAGCCCACGGACACGGCAUCUGCACCGGACCCAAGGGCCAAGGCGAGUACGCCGGGUCCUGGUCGCACGGUUUUGAGGUAGUAGGGGUGUACACCUGGCCCAGCGGGAAUACCUACAAGGGCUACUGGUCCCAGGGGAAGCGACACGGGCUCGGUGUGGAGAAUAAAGGAAAGUGGAUCUACCGGGGAGAGUGGAGUCAUGGUUUUAAGGGUCGGUACGGCAUCCGGCAAAGCCACAACACACCUGCCAGAUACGACGGCACCUGGAGCAACGGGCUGCAGGAUGGAUAUGGGAUUGAAACCUACGGCGACGGAGGUACUUAUCAAGGCCAGUGGAUGGGCGGGAUGCGACACGGCUACGGCGUGCGUCAGAGCGUCCCCUACGGCAUGGCCACCGUCAUCCGCUCCCCCCUCCGCACGUCCCUGGCGUCCCUGCGCUCCGAGCAGAGCAACGGCACGGUCCUCCAGGACCUCUCCUCCCCCGCGGACACGCCGACGGGCAGCCGCGGCGGCUUCGUCCUCAACUUCCACUCCGACUCCGAGGUCGUCACCGGCAAGAAGAAGGGCCUCUUCCGCCGGGGCUCGCUCUUCGGCAGCCUCCGGCAGCUGCGCAAGUCUGACUCUCGGACCUCGAUCUCCAGCAAGCGCAGCUCGGCGAGGAGCGAUGCCACCAUGAGCCGCAUCAGCUCCAGCGACGCCAACUCCACCAUAUCCAUCGGCGACGGCGAGCUGCCCGACGAGGACCUGCCUCUGGAGGACCAUGUGGACGCCACCACAACCGAGACCUACAUGGGCGAGUGGAAGAAUGACAAGCGCAAUGGAUUUGGUGUUUCGGAGAGAUCCAACGGGAUGAAGUACGAGGGAGAGUGGCUUAACAACAAGCGCCAUGGUUACGGGUGCACGAUUUUCCCAGAUGGCACCAAAGAAGAAGGGAAGUACAAAAAUAACGUGCUGGUGCGUGGAAUAAGAAAGCAGCUGAUCCCUCUUAAGAACCCCAAAACCAAAGAGAAGGUGGAUCGGGCUGUGGAGGGGGCUCAGAGGGCUGCAGCCAUCGCGAGGAGUAAAGUGGAAAUAGCAGCUUCCAGAACGGCCCAUGCCAGGACAAAAAGCGAGGCUGCAGACCAGGCCGCCAUCUCUGCUGUGCACGACUCUGAAAUUGCCAGGGCGGUUGCUAGGGAGCUCUCCCCCAACUUCUACCAACCAGGACCUGACUACAUAAAGCAACAGUCAAAGGAGCCUGUGGAGAUCAAAGAAGUCCCCGUUGAAAAGAAGGAGGAAUCCCCGAAAGAUUCUCCUCACUUUUACCGCAAAGGCACCACUCCUCCCCACUCCCCAGUGACCAGCCCUGCAGCCACGCCUCCCCCCUCGCCUCCGUCCAGCAAGAAGAAAGCCCAGCUCCCCAACAGCACCGGCCGCAAAACCAGCAAAGAAGAGAAGCCUUUCCGCAAGACGAGCAAAGAAGAGAAGUUAAGUUAUAAAAGCAGUAAGGAAGAGAAGUCGAGGAAGCUGAGUAAAGAAGAGCGGCUGUCCGUCACCGAUGGCCCCAAAAGUUCUCACGUGCAUGUCGAGGCGCCACCUAAGCCCAGUAAAGUUCAGCAGCAGCCCACCCCGGCACCUGCUGCUCCUUCGCAGCCUCCCGCGAUGCCGGUCAACGGCCAGCUCCACUCCGAGUACCACAGUUACUACGUCAAGGCCCCCGCGAGGGGCCCUCCGCCCCCGGACCCCGAGGAGGACCCAGAAGAGGAGCCCAAUGCCCUGGCCCUGGCACGCAUGCCCCCGCAAUCCUCUAGGGGUUUUAGUACGCCCACCCCGAAGCCGGCCUCCAUACGGGACGGCAAGGGCGACCAGAAACUCAGGAAGCAGGAUUCCCUAAAGCCAAAGAGCCUCGCAGACACAAAGAAGGCCAGCAUGGAGAUUGCAGACAGCACGGAAGAAACGGGCCCUAACUCAAUCCUUGUUGCUAUGGUAAUGCUGUUGAAUAUUGGCCUUGCGAUUAUAUUUGUCCAUUUUCUGACAUGAUGAUGCAGUUUCUCAGUGAAACCAUGGCAACCGGUACAGUUGCAUCGCCAGCCUUGAGAAAUGAAAAUGGCGCCAGUGAGACACGGGGGCGGCCGUAGGUGUGUAUAGGAAUCAGCAUGACACCGAAGAAGAAUCAGGAGGAAGGCAUCACCACUACCACCAACAUGUCACUGGCCUUCUUCAGUGGCCAGCCCCGUGAAUAAGCACUCCUUUGGCUUUUACUAAAAGCUGAAGUGAAAUGUCGUGUCUAGUGAGAUUUGAAAAAAAAUAAAAUAUAAUAUAUAUAUAUAUAUAUAUAUAUAUUAAAAAAAAAAUAAAAAUUUGCAACCAAACCUACACAGUCUGAAAAUAAUGAAGAAGUAAUUGAAACCCACACGUAUGCUGAUCCAAGCACAGGUCUCUGUAGCCCACUCCCUCUGCCUUGGCAGAGAUGGCAGUGGGCUGACGGACCUUGCUGGAAGAGUGUGGAGAUGCACUUUUAGAUGACGGGAGCAAACAGCUGCCUUUCUAUUUUGCCAUCUGACGUUUUGAUGGGGAGAUGUGAGCCCGGCCCAGGAGGGUGGGAGGGGAGGAUAGGGGAGGGGAGGGGGGGAGGCAGUCGCAGCGGGAGCGUGCUCGGGUGUUCGGAGCAUUUUUCCGGGGUUCGUACCACUCCUGCUUGAGGAAAAAACUGGGCACGGCCGUCGCCAGCAGUCGGUGCUAGCACGGUCACUCGCCAGUCUUACUCUCUCGUUAAACCCAAACAUCACUGCAGCUUCCCCCGCGCUCCGUCCAUUGUAAACCAGGAUACACUGCUUUGAAACACUCCCCCCGUGCAUGGUACAGUUUUAACAAGUUUGUUUUUUUUAAAUUUUUUUUUUGUUUUGUUUUGUUUUGUUUCUCGUUCUGAUGUAACUUUUUCGUCCGUUGUCGUUCUCUGAAUGUUGGUUACCUGCAGUCAUAGGCUUGUAGAACUCUCAGAAUGAGUAAAGAAAUUAGUUUUUUUCCCUUUUUAUUUGAAUUUUACUCGUUUGGAAAUAUCGAGCUGUAAUUUGACAUUACACAUCCAUGUUACAGAAAGUGCAAUAUGUUUAUUUUUUUUUUUUCAAAAGUUUAUAAUAUAUUUUGCCAAAUAGGGGCUUGUACCAUAAUAAAAAAUCACAUUUUCCUUUUUUUUUUUUUUUUUUUUUAUGGUCAGACUUGCAUAAUAAAAAGAGUGGUUUUUGAAAGAAGGUUUUAAAGAAGAGAUCGUGAUUAAGGAAAGUGGUUUAUGCUGUAAAAGCCAGCUAGCUUUUUUUUUGGGAGUGAAGUAACAAAUGUCUUAUGCUAUUUAUGAAAUCAGAAGGAAGAUUGUUUCAUUGUACAUGCCUAGACCAUUUUUUUGCUUGAAUUUCCUCACGCUAUUCUUUGCUUUUAUUGUUUCACUACACCACUAUGAUGCAAAAACGCAGCCCGCGCUGCUGCAACGUGUAGGUCCCGGCAGUGCUCGCAUGCUCAAGAGACUGGCUCGAGACGGUCUCGUGGACGGUGGAAGUUUAUUCAGGUUGAGUCCAUGGGGAAUGUGGCUCCAGGGAGAAAGGAGAGAUGCCUUUUAAAAGUCUUUAACAGUAAUACUGUUUACCUCAGAAAAAAGAUGAGGAAGGGGGGGAGGGAAUGAGAUGCCAUCCUUGUCUUAACUUUGUUGUGUGGGGGUAACUCUGACUGUUGUCAUCACCUGAAUCAUGCUUUUUAACUUGCUUCAUUGUAGCUGCUUGUAGUCUUUGUUGCAGGUAUGGCAUGAGUUUCUUUGAUUUUCAAAGUGGUUAUUUAUAUGGUGGACAUUUACUGUCACCCCUACCAAGAUUAAUUAUUUAUUCAUUGUACAACUGAUGUGUUUGUGAGCAUUGGUCAUCCUGAAAAGGGCUUUAAUAUGUUUAGUUUUUUCUUUGCUGCGAUUCUCUUUUGAGGCUCAACUUGACUGUACUGUCUAUUUAGAAAAAGAAAAAGUAAAAAAAAAAAAAGAGCAGCAUUAGAUUUAGAGAGUUUUCGACCAGCUUGCAAACUGUCCACAUAACUACUGGAAAAGGAUUGAAAUUUAUUCAAAAAAAAAAACAAAAAAUAAAAAAAACACUAAACAAAAAAAAAAAAAAA